AUGACUCCCACUAAAAGAGUGACUCGUCAUUGUGCUAGCAGCCAGGAGGAAGGGAGUCAAGGAUUUCAGGUUAGAGUUCCUUCUUUGUUGAAAGGAUUUUCCCUUCAAGGUGCCAAUGACAGCAUUUGCAUAGCUACAGGUUCUUCUCUUAAAAAUGGACAAGUGAACCAGGUGUACAAGAUGGAUAAUGGACAAGUGAACCAGGUGUACAAGACGGAUAAUGGACAAGUGAACCAGGUGUACAAGAUGGAUUUUUCCAUGGAAAACCAAGGCUUAAACCUGAUCAAGCCUCUAGCUUCUGCUGUGUCAUUAGGCUUACAGCCCACCACCCCAACACAGAGAUCGCCAAUGUGCCAUAAGCCAUCAGUGUGUAGUCCAGAGAAGAAACAGUUUUCUCCCGACCUGUCGGCCAUUGCUCUGAUUCAUUUGAUCAAGUCCCCACUUCUGUCACCCAGUUCAGUAGGC
Lymnaea stagnalis (great pond snail) is the source of this 465-nucleotide messenger RNA. The record is from the annotation of a GenBank genome assembly. Lineage: Eukaryota; Metazoa; Mollusca; Gastropoda; Lymnaeidae.